AUGGCCUCGACGGAUGGACCACAGGCUGUUGGUGGAGAUGCGAUUCUGGAAUGGGUACAGCAAUUGGAUACGCCGGAAGCGGAGAAGGAGGAGGUGGUUGAUGAUCUUUGUCGGGCAAGCGUGUUGGCAGAAACGCAAGUGGAGAUUCCACCCUUAGUUGCGCAGCGGAGUGCAGGCAGCCGGCGCCACUCGGCCUACGUACGGGGGGCCCCCGGUGGUGGUCCCGGUGGUGAUGACCAAUGCGGGUGGAGGAGUGUGCCGAAGAGUGCGUUGAAGAAUGUGCGGCAAUUGCAGGUGGGUCGUUCGUGGGGGGCGGAGCGGAGUCGUACGUUGGUGGGGGAGGCGACGGGGUCGUUACCUUCUGCGGCAGUGCACGUGUUGUUGGCGUUGUUGAGUCGUGGUGCUUUUCGGAUUUCGAGUUUAGACAAGAGUCGGCGAUCGCGUUUGCACAUGGCUGUGGAGGAGCGGCACGGAGGGAUGGUGCAGGCUUUGUUGCGUGGCGGCGCGAACCCUAACCAGUUGGACGCACGUCAGUUUUCGCCGUUGUUGUUUGCGGUGAAAGAUCGCGACCUGAAGACGGCAUCGGCGUUCCUGGCGAGCGGGGCACACGUGGACUACGGUGGCGGGGUCUACGGGUCGCCGUUGCAUGUAGCGACGGUGAACAUUGACCCUCUGAUGACGGGGCUUUUGCUCAAGUAUGGCGCAGACCCGAACUUUUGUGACGGCGACGGUCACAGUCCACUGCACGUACUCUUCUCCGUUUUCGACAGCGGCGGCGAUUCGAGCAUAGCAGUGGCGCUCUUCUUACUCUCACGUGGCGCCGAUUGCAACUUGGUAGGCAACGAGGGCUGGGCACCAUUGCACCUCGCUAGCAAACGUAAUCAACAAAAAGCCGUCAAAUUUGUUCAUGACUGUCUGCGCAUGAAGGAAAGUAACCAGACUAGCGAGAUGGCACGUGCCGCCAACUUCAACGUGAAUGUCGCAGGAGGUCCGCAACGCUGGACAGCACUCCACCUGGCCGCUCGUGAGGGAUUCACCCAAGUCCUACUCUCCCUCCUCCAAGCCGGCGCAGACCCCACUUUACUUAACGCCCACCACAAAACCGCCCGCCAGGUGUGCGGCGGCCAGUUCGAAUGCCACAAGCUUCUUCUCCGUGCCGAAAAGGAGUGGAUCUGGUGGCAAUGCAUGAACACUCACACAACUUCCUACGCGCCUGGCCUGCACCGCACCAUGAGUCAACUCAGUAAACACAUGAAAGGCAGCAUGGCCAGACUCGCACACCUGCCCAGUCCCGGUCAACCACCCUUACCCGUCUGCGACCUCCGUUCUGAUACCGAAUUCGAGACCGAAUUCGAGACCGAACUCGAGACCGAACUCGAGCUACCCACAGAUUCCACAUACCCAACAGAUUCCACCUACCCUACCUACCCUACCGACUCCACUUACCUCGACACAAGAACCUUACAACCCUCGCUGCAACUCUCCUCAUUGCAACCGCUGUGUUCUCCCCCUGUGUGUUCUGCCGGCGGCUGUUCUCACCGCGGGUGUUCUUCCGGUCAGGUGCGUUUCUCAGUCGACAGUAAACCGGAGGCUGACCAGAAUGCCAGAAAUGGAAACGUUGACAGUGACCGAGCUGACACCCCAAGGGUUGAUACCUCCCGAGGUGAUACGUCCCGAGGUGAUACGUCCCGGGUUGAUACGCCAAGGCCGGGCACCCCAAGGGCUGCCACCGCAAGGGAAGGCGUUGAGAGGCACUUGAGCAAGAAGGCGACCGUGGCCUGCAAGCAGGAGACGCUUCUUGCGAGCUCUCAAAUGAAUGCGAAAAACGAUGGAGGUUCAAGCUCCCCGGAGCGGCCGCCUGAAAAGGGAAUGACUUGGUCUCGUUUGGAGACGAAGCUGCGACCAAGUGGGAUUUCCGAAUUCAGUAACGAACAGGUCGGCGACGAGCAGAUUGCUGACGAGCAGAUUGCUGACGAGCAGAUUGCUGACGAGCAGCUAGUCGGUAACGACACCUUGGACGCAGUGGGUCACACCCAGAGUAGUGCGGAGGUGCGACGCGGUCGGCCUGCCCGCAGUGAUCAUGAACUCGGCGGUUGCGAGGGAGACGAAAAUGGAGGUGAGAAUGAAGGGAAGCGGCUGAGGUUGCGAGGAGAGGUCGGCGGCGACAUUUAUAGCCCACAGACUCUGAUAGAAGAUUUGACUGAAUUUAUGGAGCCUUCUGAUUUGGAGAUGGAUUUCAACAGUCAGUUAAAUCAGGACAUUCAGCAGUUCAUUAAGAAGAUGGAAGAGUUGCAAAAGAAUGUGUACGAGGCACUUCGUCCGCAACAGCUGUACUGGUCCGAAGUGCGCUUUCCGGUGGCAAUGGAUGCUAUGACGCGAUUGCCCGAGGUGUUCAGCGCAUGUUUGCCAUCCACUCGGUGGCUCGCGGAGACGCCGGUGGUGAGCCGAUCUAUCACGGGUCUGCCGCCGAGCGACGUGUUGCCAGGGAUUGAGGAACUGCGGGGCGUCGCGGCGGUGACCCGAGACCACUUGCUUAGCGACGCCCCGUUGACUGCCCGCACACACAAGAUAGUGGACACUCUUACAACCAUGUCCAACCAGGAUCGACGGUGGCCCAAACUUCCGCACGCACUUAAUGCCGUCACAGGCAGCGCCGGAAUUCCCACCCAACUUAUAUUAUCUGACCACCCCGAGAAGAGCCUGCUCCACCCCUUGGACUUUUGGGAUACGGAUACCACCACUCCUCGAAUCGUCAAUCUCGACCCCGACCUGUCAAAACUUGGAGAUAACCGCAGUGCGGAAUACAGCCAUCUCAACACGAUGAUGUCCGCUCCCAGCGACUCCGGCAUGGAAUAUAAUGAGACGCCGAAGCUCAUCCAGCGCUUCCACAUACUGAGCAUUGUUACCCAACGAUCUAACUUCUCCGAGCACAGCCGAAAAUUUUGGUCAAAAUGGACAGGCUGCGAGUUCUAUAAUCACAUGCGGCGAACCAAGCUCGAGGGGGAAGACCGCGGGAAGCUUAUUCACGACAUUCUCAGUCGAGAUUUCGGUGAGUGUUUGGCAAACACAAAAGCGCGCGCUGCAAACACGCGCGCUUCAAUUACGCGCGCGCCUCGAAGUUCCAACACCAAAUUCUCGCCGUUGCCGCUGACGCUUGCGCUGCUAUAUGGGCCAAUAGUCAUCCCGACGGUCUUGUGCAGCGAGGAACCGGCUAAUUCGGCGCAGUCGCUGGGUUUGAUAAUUAGACACUUCGUUUGUCGGAAUAAUUUCGAUGCGUUGCGGCAGUUGUUUCAGCGCAUGUCUGUGGAGGAGUUGAUGACGCUGAGGAUGGUCAAGCGCGACGGAAGGACGUUCCUGGCCGAGUCGAUAGCCGAUUUGCGGGCGAGAGAGGAAAGCUUGCUGGCGCUGGCGUGUUACCUACCGCUGGACACUCGCUUGUCGAAAGGCGGGGACGAGUUGUGCGAAGCGAGCAAGAGGAAGAUGUUGCGCCUGUUGCGGGUUUUAUUGGCGCAGGGUGCGCAGCCGAAUGAGUACGGGAGGGAGGGCGCGGCGGCGCUGCACGUGGCUGCGAAAAAUCGUUGUCGGCAAGUGAUGCUCAACUUGCUGUACCACCCGCGGAUUGACGUGAACUUGGUGGACGUAGAAGGUUUUACGGCUUUGGACCACGCGGUGCGGGGCGGAGACCACAUUGGGAUCGGCAUGUUGUGCAACCGGGGUGCGAGUGUGAGUAUUGGCGGUAUCACUAGUCGCCUAAAAUUCCGUUCGGCGUCGAAGGAGCGGCGUCUAACGUCUUUGGUGGGUCGAUCGUUGGCACCGGAAUUGGAGCAGUUGUUUCUGGCGAACAACUACUGUCCGGAACUGAAGAACCGUUUUUUGGACUACCUGAUUGAGAACUACCACUUUGAUAGGAAGAGAAAGUGCCGCGUGUCGGAGCGUCUGCCGGCGCCCAUCAAGUGUCCACAGCAGUCGGCGACCAGCAGCGACGCGGGCCUGCUCUACAGCCUCGGCGUCGUCCCCGGCCACGUGCUCGGUCCGCCAGUAAUUGUGCGUGCCACUGUCUCUGAGCCGCACCAGGGUGAAACGGUGAAGAUCCAGUUAAAGCGGCGCCGGACCUCGUUCGGGAGCGAGGUAAGCGAGUUGGGUCGUGAGCAUAGCAGUCGCCUCGUCUAUCCCGCGGCGCUCAAGACGUGUGUGGUUUGCGAGAAGCUACUGCACCGGCCGAAUGUGUCGGCGAAAACGGAAUGUGCGAACUGUAGCACGCCGCUCUGUGCCGCUUGCGCAGUCGCCGUCUUACGUAUCGCACCCGCUGCACUCCCACUCCUCCAAGACCUCGACCGCGAAUCGCCACGCAACCGUCGCGGCUACGUCAUUCGCCGAGCCCAAUCACCAACCCAACCCAACGAGCUCUACAACUACCGCCUACUCGCCAUCGAACGGGCGCCCGACACCGAUGACCUGCCCGCCCUCGAAACCAGCCGCUCGCCCCCGGGGACGAGAACUCCGCAGUGCGCUUCCAAACUCGCUGCUGCCCGACACCGUCUCUCGGCGGCCGGUCGUACCUCUAGCCCCGCCCGUCGUCGCUCUUCCUCCGCCGGCCGGGCGCUAAGCCUCGGCGACGCCUUGGCCGCCGUUCGGCUUACACACUGGGAGGAGCCGGACCCCCGACAGGGGCCGGACGACCGAUCCCCACCGGGGGGUGAGGCGUUUAAAUUCUCAGAAAAGGAAAAGUCCGUCGGGGGGACUCCGACGGAGAAGAGACUGGACCGGGCGUUGCACGACGCGCCGAGUGCAAUGUUCGAGGCGCUGUUGUCUUCGGCAAACGAUGCGGGCAGUCUGGAGGCGGUGUGGUGUCGCGGUUCGCUCAUGUUGACGGCGGGUUACGCGACGUUACGGGCGCAGAGUCUGUGUGGCGUGGAGGAGCUGCCACUGAGCGGACUACACGGCGUCUACCGGCGAAUGCAAAAGGCUCUGGCGCAGAACCUGUAUGCCGCAGAAGAUGGCGUCCACGUCCUCCCGCGCCGCUCCAUUGGCCUCUGCACGCCCCGCUCCUCGCAGGUGCGCCUGCCACCCUCUCUACCUCAACCGUUGCGAGCCGCCAGCGGCCGCGCACUCAGCAUCUGCGCCCUCGUACACUACAUCGCUCAAGAGAAACUUCGGCCCGGCCACGCUGCCCGCUUCCUACUCGACUCUGCCGAAACACUCAACCUCUGCCCCUUCUGCGCCUCCUUCUACCUCGGCCUCCCCACGCUCAUGCGCCGCCGCCCUGCCUAG
Gregarina niphandrodes is the source of this 5271-nucleotide messenger RNA. RefSeq names its product ankyrin repeat protein. The record is from RefSeq and is a predicted model, not a curated record. Gene Ontology annotation, molecular function: protein binding. The coding region runs from base 1 to 5271 and encodes 1756 amino acids. NCBI's taxonomy places the organism in Eukaryota, Apicomplexa, Conoidasida, Eugregarinorida, Gregarinidae. The transcript is spliced from 2 exons.